GAGGAAGGCCUAUGUUUUUCUUUAUUCAAAGUAAGAAAGAGACCAACAGACAGAAAUCAACUCUCAAUAAGAACGGUGGUAGGACUGCCUGGUACCCUUAAAGCGUCAGCGAAGAGUCGUGGGCAAGAAACGUAUUUAUUAUACAAUGACCAGCUCGUCGACUCCCAGAAUGCACACGUACAAGCGGACCUCAAGUCCCAGGUCCCCAACAAAUACUGGAGAGCUCUUCACACCAGCACACGAGGAGAAUGUGCGCUUCAUUCAUGACACUUGGAUGUGUGUUCUUAGAGAUAUCAAGUCCCCACAGAGCGAACGCAACGAACGUGGACCACAGGAAUACGUGGAGAAGAACCCAAAUCCUAAUCUGAAUUCAUUCACACCGAUUGACCUGAGUGACCUCAAGAAGCGCAACACACAAGACUCCAAGAAGUCUUAGUCAUCCACCAUUUUCUGUGUUUCAGCAGCUUUUUUUUUUCCCUCCCGUUAUCCCCCGGGACAUUUUUUACUCCACCAAUCUUCUGUCAGCCAGCAAUCCAUCCUGUUUGGUCAUCUAAGUCUCUCUCUCUCUCGCUCUCCUCUGCUUCAUGGACCGAUGGCCUGAACUGCAGGCUGACCUCUUUGUUCAUCCUUUUGAGUUUUACGUUGUUCUCCAGCUCUGCCCCAUUGUGUAUUCUGGCUCUCCUUCUUUGUCCAUGCCAAGCUGGCCUGGAGUCAACUUUCAGGGAUUUUGUCUUAUCCUUGGUUUUGUAAUCUGGAAUUUUUCAUAGGCAUUCUGUUAUGUUUUUUUUUUUUGUUUUUGUUUUUUUCUGGUCAUCUCCAUUACUGAUGCAGAACGCUGAGACAGCGCCUCAGGCGCUAAUAUUGAGGGACAGACUUGUACUAGACACAAAGAGCAGUAGUCUUAAAUAUAUAUUCUCCGUUUCAAACCACAUUCUAAAUCUCAGAGGGGAGUGUAGAAUGGCUGACUCUCUCACUCUCUUUUUCUCUUUUUUUUCCAGAAAGGUAGUUUGAUAGAGUAACAAUGAAAAAUUAUCGGAACUUAGUCAGAUAGUAAAGGCAAAUUUGGGAGGCCAAAUAUUUUCUAGUAGAGAUGCCUACAUUUUUAAAUAUAAAUUGAUUCUUUCAAAGACUUUAAAGUAUACUUUUUUCCCCCCUCAUCUUAAAUUCCCAGCAUUGAAACUGAAAUGAAAUAAAAAAAAAAAAUACUUUUA
This is a messenger RNA of Chanos chanos (milkfish), 1211 nucleotides long. It is a transcript of the gene mcrip1, whose product is annotated as MAPK regulated corepressor interacting protein 1. Bases 146 to 436 code for a protein of 96 amino acids. The transcript has 5 exons. The record is from RefSeq and is a predicted model, not a curated record. NCBI's taxonomy places the organism in Eukaryota, Metazoa, Chordata, Actinopteri, Gonorynchiformes, Chanidae.